Peromyscus leucopus (white-footed mouse) is the source of this 10236-nucleotide messenger RNA. RefSeq names its product oxysterol binding protein like 8 (gene Osbpl8). The transcript is spliced from 21 exons. Lineage: Eukaryota; Metazoa; Chordata; Mammalia; Rodentia; Cricetidae. The record is from RefSeq and is a predicted model, not a curated record. Bases 3677 to 6289 code for a protein of 870 amino acids. Gene Ontology annotation, molecular function: cholesterol binding. Gene Ontology annotation, cellular component: intracellular membrane-bounded organelle; membrane; cytosol.
CAGCCUGGUCUACAGAGUGAGUUUCAGAACAGCAAGGGUUACAUAGUAAAACCCUAUUUCAGGGGGAAAAAUUUUAUUUGGAGGCACUAAGUAGUAUUCAAAGAAAAACUUUAGUUAAAUUGAAUAGUUUAUUUGAGCAAGGAUAAUUCAUGUAUCAGGCAGCAUUUGGUACCAGAAAGAGAUUCAAAGAGUUCUGCUCUGCAGUGUGGGCAGUGUGUUGAUAGACAGGAACUCAGAGUGGAGUACAGGAUAGCUUUUUGCCUUACUUGAGCAUGGCUUGAUCAGUUAGUUUCCUGUGACUGGCUGAAGCUCAGUGGCUUUAUGGUCUUGGCUGAGAUCUGGCUUUCUGCUGUAAAAUUAGACCCAGUUAAGUUUGCAUUCACUUGUCAGCAAGUUGUUUUAUAGUUUGUUCUGUAGGAAUGCAAGUUACAGAGACAGCCUCAGUCCAGAUAUCUUCUGCCUAUUUAAUAAAUUGACUUGUGCAAAGAAGGGGCAGUGUUACCAGAGAAGACUAAGCCUCUCUGGGUUAGAGCUUGGCUUUGAAGUCUUUGAGAGUUUCGUAAGAGUCUUGUUAUAGUUGGACAUAAGUGAAUCCAGAGGCUCAUGUGUUCCUCCAGGCUUGGUCCCCAGGUAUUGGUGAUGUUAAGAGGAAAUUGAAUACUGAGGGCUCAAACUUCAUCAGUGGAUUAAAUCCUUGAUAAAUCCCUGGUUAUUCAUCUGAAUAGACUAGUAGAAGGUAUAGCUUGUCUGCAGGCCUUUCCUCUUGUCUCCCUUGGCUUCCUGACUUGUGUGAAGUGAGCAGGUUUCCCCACAUGCUCCGACCACCAUGAUGUUCUUUCUCACUACAUACCUUAGCAACAGGACAAGUCAAAACACACAUGGACUGAAGCUCUGAAACCACGAGCCCAACCCCCUCCUUUCCCUUUUCAGUUGCCUUACGGCUCUGUGGCGAAGAUUGGGCAGAAUCGUUACUAGUGAGGCCUGGAGAACUCGGGUGUUCAGGAUUGCUUGCAGUUUGCUUCUGGACAGUAGCAGGAACAUGGCAGAAGUAUUUUGUACUGGGUAGCUCACAAUAUCCUAUCAAGAAUAGAUGAAAAGUAGGACACUUCAGUGUACUAGAAGUAUUCCCUAAUUCAAAUGCGGGUUUAGGGAAAGAGACAAAAUUCUGGUAUACACUAGAACAAGCUUAAGGUCAGGGAAGAACUUGGGCAAAGCUGACCCGAGCAGUUCUCUUUGAGAAAGGUGAUGCCCUGGAGGGGACUUUUUGGUGACAGCGGCUCUUUUACAUUUGCUGAUCUCUUACAUGCCACACAGUGGUGACUUACGUCACUUUAUGCACGGUCUAUAUGCUGGUACUGCCUUUCCAGCCUGGUGUCCUGGGGCAGAAGUAAGCCCUAGAGGAAUUUACUUACAUGAGUAUUUUCUCAGUUCUCUCCACACAAAAAAGAAACAGUAUGUGGUUGGAGAUGUUGCAGAGCCCUGGGAGAUCAUGAACUCCUUCCGAACAAUGGAUGCCCUUGUGCAGUACAUUGGAUUCUACUGUAGAACCUGAACUGAGAAGAGGUGUAUGAGAGGAUUCUUUAAAAAGCACGCAUGGAGAACAAAGAAAAUAGAAACAUGCAUGAAAAAUUUAAUUUGGAGUUCUAUAGUGUCUAAAAAUAUCUUAGUGUAUUCUAAUACGUAAUAAGGAGUUUGGCAGGGUUGGGAUUUCUAAAUGAGGCAUCAUUCUCCUUGAGAUAUUGAAGACAUUGGCCUUUUCUAGGAUUAUUAAUGAAUAUUUAAAAACUAUCCAUCAGUAACCCAUUUGCCACGUGCUCCAGUGUGAUUUGCUGCUGUGAAUUGUGUACAAAAGGACUGUUUGAUAUAAACACUGGCAUGUGACUUGGCUUUUGUGCCUCUGCAAGACCAUGGCUGCUUGUGAAUCGCAGGUUCAGCUGUCAGGUUUGUGUUGCAGAUGUAUUCCCAUACUUGUUUAUAUUCUUGAGAAAAACUCCUUUCUUCUAUCAUUCCUUGAAUUGUAGGAGAGAACACAUUCUAAUAUUUUCACCUUGCCAUUUUCAACCUGGAGCCUUCGUAGACUUUACAUAAUAAUCCUAUAGUAUAGAUGCUUAGCAUUUUAUAUUUAAGGAAAUGGAGACCCCAUUAAAUUUAAACCCUAUCUGACUGUUAGAGGAUAAUGCCUUUUGUGAUAAUAUCUUCUUUAUUCCUUGAAAGGCAAGCGCCAGCUACAUGAAUUAAUUAUAGUUCCCUUACUGUCUACAGGUAAUAGUAGUUUACAUUUUAUGAUAUGGGGAGGAGUAAAACAAUACAAAACCAGAGACAGCACACCGGCAGCUUUGGUGGGGUUAGCUGUAAACUUCCUGUCACCGGAAUUUUGAAAUGCCAUUGCUAAGGAAAAGACUGUAUCAUUACACAGGAAAUCCAAUUGUGUUGUGUAUCUUUGUUUUUGAGACAGGGUCUUGCUAUGUAGCCCUGGGUGGCCUGGAACUCUCUAUGUAGACCACCUGCUUCUACCCCCUGAGUGCUGGGCUUAAAGGCAUGUACCACCAUGACUAUCAGAAAUUGAGAUUUUAAAUGCCUUUUCUAAUAAAGGAGAAACACUCAGAUUAUAUGGAAAGAUGUUUUAUGAACCAAGAGCCAGUCUUGAAGUGUGUGCGUGGUAAAGAAAAAACUGAUCUUAGAACAAAGAUUUAGUUGUAAGACUAAACCAUCAAGUUUAAUUGGAAUGAAGUAAGGUAGAGUAAGGCAAAAAUAAUUUAAUAAAAUGAGAAAAAUUCUUGGGAAUUUUAACAGGCAUAAGGGGAUGGUAUCAUUUAUUACUUCUGAAAUAGGAAAUUAUUUGUUUUAAGUGGGCAAAGGUUGUUGGUAGAUUAUAGAUUUUGAAGCACUCCAGCACAGUGGAGAGGGGCUGGAGCGGCUAAUGCUUCAAGGGAGUGUGUUAGAGCGCACGCGUUGUUAGGGGGUCAUUUGAAUCUGCUGUGUUGAUUGGCUCUCAUUAACCUUGUCUUAAUGACUCCUGAAUUCCUCCUAGAAGUAAAAUUUACGUGGUAAUUCUCUGCUGUAGCAGUUGAGAUCCAUCAGACUUGUACUUGAAAGAAUAUCUUUCCUUAUGAAUUCUUAAUCAUGGCCAAGACAAGCAGCAGAUUAGAUAUAAAUCUAGAAGCUUCAGGAAAGAUAAAAAGUAUAAUGUUGAGAUCUAUUUCUGAAGUAACCAAAAGCUGGAAAGGAAAAGAGUCAGAAGAGGAGGGAAGCGUGGCCAGACACUACAGAAACGUAAUAGAUGUGGUAAAAGGCUCGUCGUCGUUCUGAGAAGAGACCCUAUUACUUCAUCCAGAAUGGCUAAGUAUUGAUCUUGCUUUGUUUUCUAAGGCAGCAGUUCGGUGGAGGGCAUCAUUCUUCUGAUACAAGCGUAAAACAUUAGUGGAGUAGCCCUUUAAUCAAUUCAUUGGUGAAAAAGGAAUGAGGAGCUUGGCUCAAUGCCUCUCCUGUCAGUCUCCCUAUCUGUUUAUUGCUGAUUUGACGGUCUCUAGUCCUCCUUUGCUGUUAAAUGUGUGUGUCCUUUGUUUGUGUGGCUCGUGGGGUUUGCUCCAUUUGGACGUGAGAGAAAAGCCGCCUUUGCCAUAUUGGGCUAAUUAGCCUUCUGGGUGAGCAUAUAUAUUAAACAGACCUUCUAACCAUGAAAGAAGGGAGUUCACAGCAGCGUAGAUUUUCGUCAUGUGCUGGGGUUUCGUCGGUUUUAUUUCCUCCACGAAUUGAUGGCCGAAAGCUUGUCCGGAAUGCUUCAUUUGGAGGAUACAAUGAACUUUCUCCUUCCUUGCAAGGUUUCGAAAGAGGAAAAGAAGAUAUUUCUCAAAAUAAAGAUGACUCUUCACUGUCCAUGUCCAAGAGCAAGUCUGAAUCUAAACUUUAUAAUGGCUCAGAAAAGGACAGUUCAACUUCGAGUAAGCUCACUAAGAAAGAGUCUCUUAAGGUACAAAAGAAGAAUUACCGUGAGGAGAAGAAGAGAGCCACGAAGGAGUUGCUCAGCACCAUCACAGACCCCUCUGUCAUUGUCAUGGCCGACUGGCUGAAGAUUCGUGGUACCCUAAAGAGCUGGACCAAGUUGUGGUGUGUGUUGAAACCUGGGGUGCUUCUGAUCUAUAAAACACAAAAAAAUGGUCAGUGGGUUGGCACAGUCCUUCUGAAUGCCUGUGAGAUCAUUGAACGUCCAUCAAAAAAGGAUGGCUUUUGCUUCAAGCUUUUUCAUCCUUUGGAGCAGUCUAUUUGGGCAGUGAAGGGUCCAAAGGGUGAAGCCGUUGGAUCCAUAACUCAACCCUUACCUAGCAGUUACUUGAUUAUCCGAGCGACUUCAGAGUCAGAUGGAAGGUGCUGGAUGGAUGCCUUGGAGUUGGCUUUGAAAUGUUCUAGUCUUCUUAAACGCACAAUGAUCAGGGAAGGAAAGGAGCAUGACCUGAGCAUCUCAUCAGAUAACUCCCACGUGACUCUGUACGGUUUGCUGCGUGCUAACAAUCUCCACAGUGGCGACAACUUCCAGUUGAAUGAUAGUGAAAUUGAAAGACAGCACUUUAAGGACCAAGAUCUGUAUUCUGAUAAAUCUGACAAAGAAAAUGAUCAAGAGCAUGAUGAAUCUGACAAUGAGGUGCUGGGGAAAAGUGAAGAAAGUGAUACAGACACAUCAGAAAGGCAAGAUGAUUCCUACAUUGAGCCUGAGCCCAUUGAGCCUUUGAAGGAGACCACCUACAUGGAGCAGAGCCAUGAGGAACUCGGAGAGGCAGGUGAGGCUUCUCAAACGGAAACUGUGUCAGAAGAGAACAAAAGCCUUAUCUGGACUCUGCUCAAACAAGUCCGUCCUGGCAUGGACCUGUCCAGGGUGGUUCUUCCUACAUUUAUUUUGGAGCCCCGUUCUUUCCUGGAUAAACUUUCAGAUUACUACUAUCAUGCAGAUUUCCUGUCUGAGGCUGCUCUUGAAGAAAAUCCGUAUUUCCGUUUGAAGAAAGUCGUGAAAUGGUAUUUGUCAGGAUUCUAUAAAAAGCCAAAGGGACUGAAGAAACCAUAUAAUCCUAUACUUGGUGAGACUUUCCGUUGUUUAUGGAUUCAUCCCAGAACAAACAGCAAAACGUUCUAUAUUGCUGAACAGGUGUCCCAUCACCCACCAAUAUCAGCCUUUUAUGUUAGUAACCGGAAAGAUGGAUUUUGCCUCAGUGGUAGCAUCCUGGCUAAGUCCAAGUUUUAUGGAAACUCACUUUCCGCGAUACUAGAGGGAGAAGCCCGGCUAACCUUCCUGAACCGAGGUGAAGAUUAUGUGAUGACAAUGCCGUACGCUCAUUGUAAAGGUAUUCUCUAUGGCACAAUGACACUGGAGCUUGGGGGAACUGUCAACAUCACCUGUCAGAAGACUGGAUACAGUGCAGUACUUGAAUUUAAGCUAAAGCCAUUUCUAGGAAGUAGUGAUUAUGUUAACCAAAUAUCAGGGAAACUUAAACUGGGAAAAGAAGUCCUAGCUACUUUGGAAGGCCAUUGGGAUAGUGAAGUUUUCAUUAAUGACAAAAAGACUGAUAACUCAGAGAUUUUCUGGAAUCCGACACCUGACAUUAAGCAGUGGCGAUUAAUAAGGCACACGGUCAAAUUUGAAGAGCAGGAUGAUUUUGAAUCAGAGAAACUCUGGCAGCGAGUAACAAGAGCUAUAAAUGCCAAAGACCAAACAGAAGCUACUCAAGAAAAGUAUGUUUUGGAAGAAGCUCAAAGACAAGCUGCCAGAGAUCGGAAAACAAAAAAUGAAGAGUGGGCUUGUAAGUUAUUUGAACUUGAUCCACUCACAGGAGAAUGGCACUAUAAGUUUUCAGAUACCCGACCAUGGGACCCACUUAAUGAUAUGAUACAAUUUGAAAAGGAUGGUGUUAUCCAGACCAAAGUGAAACAUCGCACUCCAAUGGUAUGUAACAUAAAAGUUAGUGUUCCAAAAAUGAAGCAUAAACCAACAAGGCAACAGAAGAAAGUGGCGAAAGGCUAUUCUUCCCCAGAGCCCGACCUCCAGGACUCGUCCGGAAGUGAAGCUCAGUCUGUUAAACCGAGUACACGAAGAAAGAAGGGGAUAGACCUGGGGGACAUUCAGAGUUCCAUCGAAUCUAUAAAACAAACCCAGGAAGAAAUUAAAAGAAACAUUAUGGCUCUUCGAAAUCAUUUACUUUCGAGUACACCGGCCACAGAUUAUUUUCUGCAACAGAAAGACUACUUCGUCAUUUUCCUUCUGAUUUUGCUUCAAGUCAUAAUAAACUUCAUGUUUAAGUAGAAGUUCUCAAGAGUUGAUCACUGAACUGGAAAGAUCAGAUUUGGCCUGGGACCAGUGUUCAAAUUGGUUUGCUCUUUAGUAAAGCAUCACAAUCUUUCUAAAUCCAACAAACAAAACUAGGAGAUAAAUGUAGAAGUGUCUGCUACUUUUCACAUCUCUGUCCUUAAGCAGAAACAAGAGCUGUUCUGUUUGGUUGUUAAAAUUGGCUAUGUGUUAAGUGCCAGAACACUUGUGUGAGACUGUGCCUACAUGUGAGUAUAAUAAAUCCACAUGUGUACACAAGAACUCUUACCUGACAGUAGUUUCUGUGUUCUACCAUAUGUUAGGAAAUAUUCUGAUACCAUUGUUCAUAACAGAAAUGCCAUCAAUCUUAUAAAUAUAUGUAUAGUCAACUAUUUUCUUCAGAAGACUGGCAUACAACCUUUAUUAAGGAAUUACAGUGGGGAAAUGAUAGAUAAUAGAUAUAUUAUGACUAAGUCAAUACAUUAUACUGUUAAAACCAUCUCCAAGGUAUCUAGCUCAGUUGUCUUAGAAACACCAAGAAAAAAGUGUGAGUGGUCAGAAUUAAUAUAUUGUGAGGAACAAGUAGAAAGUUUUUAAGAGUUUACACAAGAUUUUCUAAUCCCUAGAACUUAAUGUUACAGAUGUAGGUAUAUCCGUAGUUAUAUAUAUAUACAAUCUAUCAAUAUUAAAGACUGGUCUGUAGCUACAUGGAGCUGUGUGUUACAGUCAGUCCCACCUUAAGUACUUGCUGACAAAUGGUCAAGUUUGUUUGCCAUCCUUUCCUGGUUUUAUUAAGUCAGCUAGUCUAGGACAUCAUCCAGAUGUUGUCUAGAUGUUAGUGUUUAUAGGGUAUGUGAAAUCCUGAUCAUUUGGUGUUUCUUUAUGGAAAACAUUUUAGCAUUCAUUUUGACACUGGAGUGCUCAGUGAGUAAAUAGAAGAGAAAAAUUCUAAUAUUUUACUUUAGAAGCAAAAAAAAAAAAAGGCAGUAAGAAAAGAUACUGCAGUGGCCUUUAUUUUAAGAACAUUAAAAUCAACUUGCUUAAAUGUGCAAUAAGUUGAGCAUUUGAGAAUAUGAAGUUAGGAAGUUUAUCAUCUCCUUCCAUCGUCCUGUUUCCAGCCACAGUUCUGUACAAGCCCUUUUGUCCAGGCUCAGGCAGGUUUUGUUACUAAAGGUUUUUGCCUAUUUCUUCAGUUUAAUAUUUUGACUCUUUAUUAUUGUCAAAAAAAACCCCACUUCUUUAAAAGGUUAAUUAAGUUUUGGGACAUGUCAUAAAAUUUAGAUUCCUCCAAACUACAGGUUACAGAAAGUUUAUACAGUGAAAAAUUCAGAAAGAGCUGUUGGUCUGGCUCCACCUGCCCUCAGCUAGGGAGAGAUUGAGGUGCAAGUCAGUCCACUGAGAUGGGGCUGCAGUCAGCUCUGUGUGAGGACUGCAAAGCCAAGAGAUGACUGCUUCAUUGCUGCAGCUGCUUAUAACUAUCUCCUGUACCUUCAGGUCCCACGAAAAGCCAUUUCCCACAUGGUCGGUGUUAGCAAAACAGUGCUGUACUUCAUAGGAAAAUAUUUUAAACUUUUAACAGCGUAAGCAAGGUGUACCUGUCUCCAGUAUUUCAUUAUUAUGGAGUUUGGGGUUAUAUUUCAUAUUUGUCAAUAUAUUUUUUGUAUUUCAUAUUCUACUACCAAUAUUUUGCUCAACUGCCUGUUCAUUGAUGUGAUAUUUUGUAAAUAUUGUACAACUUGAUCUUUAUAUGAUUUUAAAUUAGUAUUAAUUUAUAUUAUAUAUAACUUAAUUGGUUGAUCACUAAAAGUUGUUUCAUCGUUAAACCCUGAGAUGUUCAAUUGUUGGUGACCUGCCUUAGGGCUCUGUCUUACUCCUUUGUAUUGUCAUAUGUGGUCUGAACAGUGCUUUAUUUGUAUUGGCAUCUGAGACUGGAAAGGUAGUUGUUUUGUUUUUUAAUUUCACUUCAGAGCUGAUGUUAAUGGGUCCUUCCUUACCCAAGGAGUCAGAAGCUAAUGAACAGGGUGACUUUCUUACACACUGAAAGCUAAUGUUCAAUCAGAUGUUUCUCUGACGCUUUUAGUUGUAGGAGUUUCUUUCUGUGAACUGAAUACAAAACUCAGGAACUGGUGGAUUCUUCUAGAAGUCCUUUGAACAGUGUAGAGUUGACCUUGAGUCUAGCCAGACUGUGUGACCUGACUUUGAACAUUCUGAUUUGAGGGUUAUCUUUCUUCAGAAAUGGUUUCAUAAUGUGUGUGACUCACUCUUGCAUACUGUCUGAAAACUCCACGCAGUUUGUGACGCUAUGGCCAGUUUUCUUCAUUUACCUAAAACCUUGUUUGCUCACGUGAACAUUUAGAUGAGUAGUAAUAAUUAUUGACAUUUUCAUCUUUCGGGUGUUAAAUGUCUUUAGUUGUCCCCCGUUUAGAGAGACGUUGCUGGUUAGGAAAUACAGUCAUAGGCAUACGAGAUGUUAGUGUGCUGGUGUGUGUGUGUGUGUGUGUGUGUGUGUGUGUGUGUGUGUGUGUGUGUGUGUGGCUUAGAAAGGUACAGUGGCCAUCUGUGUCACAGCUCAGUUGACAGCUGCAUUCCAUUGAACAGCUGGCCUCGUAAGAUACAAUCCUCAUUUCCUAGUUCAUGCUUUUGUGCCUUUAAGGAGAUACUUUUAUUAUUUUGUGUUACAGAACUACAGUGUGUUCCAAGUAUUGUUGGGCUUAUUUGUCACAAAAGGUCACUUCUCUGUGUCACUUUAUUUCCUUUUCUAUAGCUGAAGACGAUGUAAACAGUCAUGCUGUACUUUUAUAAGGGUUUGUCUCGUUACCGAUUUCAAAUAUAUUCUUACUCAGACAUCAUCGAAGUAAACUUAAUUCUGAGUAUUGUAAACAGUGCCUUUUUGAUGGAAUUCACACUGUUUUGGGUGUCAACGCGUGCCAUAUUCACAGAACCUUGUGGAAGGCAGUUUUAACUUUUUGAAGAAUAUCUUCAUCAAAUUUUAAAAAACAAAUGUAUAAAAUUCCAUCUUUUUCCGGUGUUUAGCACUUCUAGUCAGCAGUAAAUAGUUUUGUUUUGCUUUCUUGUCUUAUGUACAGGGAUGAUGGCAUAAGAUGAGCCACACAUGAGCCUACAGGUUACUUUGAAUUAUGUUAAAUAUAAAUAAAAUGUUCGUGUUUAUAUCAAACUUUCCAAAUUGACCUAUAGGAGGAACUCCCAUAAUUCAAUGAGUUUACAUUUCAACCUCUUUGUUAUUUGACUACCUGUAUAAAGAGAUUCUUUAAAAUGUAAACCUGCCACCGCUGCAUAAGUUGGUUUCAUUUUGUUACGUACUUUGUGGGUUUAGUAUAUCCACUUUUUGUUACAAUUACAAUACUAUUUUGUUACAAUUUUUAAUUGAAGAUGGACUGUUAAAAUUGUACAGGACCAGGGUCUAUUAAUAAGAUUAACAUACUUAGUGAGAGCCACAGGAAAACCUUGACAAAAAUGAAUGUGUUUAUACUUUAUGAAGUAUUUAGAAAAAUUAGCCUCUUCAUUUAUCAUGAAAGUUAUUUUAAUACCAUAAUAUUGAAACUCUUUAUUUGAAAAAAAUUGCCAUGAAACCUUUGAAUGAUGAGCCACAGACCUUCAGUUGGGUUUAUAUUCACCUUUUGGCAUGUAAAGUACACAUUUAAUUUUAAAUACAUCAGUUAAUGGCUGUUUAUAAAGUCAAGAACUACCACUGGUCAGUUUUGUAUGAUAGGCAGUAAGUUACCCACAGUUUCAGUUAAAUUCUCUUAAGGUGCAUAGUAAAUGUAUAGAUAGUCACAGGCGGUUUUGUAAUGUAUACAUUUCUAAUCUAUUAUUCCUAACCUGUCAUGUUUGCAGAGAGAAAAGAAUUUUUCUAAUGAUCUGUAAAAUUAUGUUAACUUCUACAAGUAGGUAUUCUAAAUAAACUUUUUUUAAAAGCAAUCAGA